Aaosphaeria arxii CBS 175.79 is the source of this 1030-nucleotide messenger RNA. Its product is annotated as haloalkanoic acid dehalogenase. The record is from RefSeq and is a predicted model, not a curated record. The transcript has a single exon. The coding region runs from base 147 to 869 and encodes 240 amino acids. Lineage: Eukaryota; Fungi; Ascomycota; Dothideomycetes; Pleosporales.
UAUGCAAUAUCCGUUUGAAACAGAUAACAAGCAACUGAACUUUGUCAUCGGCUUUUGUGCACGGUACAUGGAAAAAAACAAUCAAGUCUCUAUCUCCUCAGAGUACUACACUCAUUUGGUCCUUUCAGUCAAUUCUUUAAUCAACCAUGGGCUCCCUUACCAAUUAUCGCCUACUAUGCUUCGACGUCUAUGGAACUCUGAUAGAUUGGGAAACCGGCGUAGUCAAUGGCCUGCAACCACUACUCCAAUCAAACAAUCGCCAGGACAUUUCGAAGCAACAGCUUCUAGAGAUCUACCAUGAAUUCGAACACACACAGCAAGCCGAGACGCCAGAUAUGCCCUACGACAAGCUCCUCACAGCCAUCCACCCAAAAGUCGCAUCCAAGCUAGGAUUUCCCACACCACCAGAGUCUCAAUCCAAGGACUUCGGCGACUCCGUUGGCACAUGGCCCGCAUUCCCGGACACGGUCAACGCGCUGCGCCGCUUGUCCAAGCACUACAAGCUCGUGGUGCUCUCCAACGUGGACCGUGAAUCGUUCAGCAAGUCGAACACAGGGCCGCUCCAAGGCACGCCGUUUGACCUCAUUAUCACUGCACAGGACGUCGGGUCGUACAAGCCCGACCUCGCCAACUUCGACUAUAUGAUUAAGGCGGUCGGGGAACGUUUUGGUGUCGCGAAGGAUGAGAUCAUCCAGACGGCGCAAAGUCAGUUUCAUGACCACCACCCGGCAAAGGCAAAGGGUAUCAAGUCUAGCUGGAUUGUGAGGCCCGGGGCGGUUAUGGGGAAUAGAGCGGAGGAGAUUUACGAUUGGAAGUUCGAUACUCUGGGUGACAUGGCGGAUGCGUUGGAGCGGGAGUUAGCUAAAUAGACGAUUUGUGUCUCAACUUCAGAAAGGGGCGAUUGAAGAAUGGCCGUGACAGCACUGUAGUCUAAUGUUCAUUUUCUUGAUCUAUGGACACUAAUUCAGCUCGUUUGCUGGCGAAUAGACGGCUGAGAUGUUCACAUAUGACGCAGCCGUAUCAAGAAAUU